Messenger RNA from Armigeres subalbatus, 2508 nucleotides. Its product is annotated as protein PAT1 homolog 1-like. The record is from RefSeq and is a predicted model, not a curated record. Gene Ontology annotation, biological process: deadenylation-dependent decapping of nuclear-transcribed mRNA; P-body assembly. Gene Ontology annotation, molecular function: RNA binding. Gene Ontology annotation, cellular component: P-body. Lineage: Eukaryota; Metazoa; Arthropoda; Insecta; Diptera; Culicidae. The transcript has a single exon. The coding region runs from base 156 to 2480 and encodes 774 amino acids.
UUAGAGAAAGAGAACUCAAAAAUAAGUUAUCGGAAAGACUUAGUGAUAUUCGUGCUAUUAAAUAGUUUCCCAGUUAUAGCAGGUGAAAAUUCGCAAAAAUAUUCUCAAAUGGUUUGAACUUUCCUGACAAACGUUUAGCAAAGGUUUUGCAACAAAUGGGCUCGUUUUUCGACAUCGUCCCCGGUAGGAGUAAGCCACCGGCAAACGGUGCGACCAAUGGUGGUUCGGGCUCCGAAGGCGACUACGAUGCAUUUAAUGAUGAAACGUUCGGUAACUUGGACAAGGGAGACUGGGAGAAUAUGCAUGAAGAACUGGUUCGAAUGGAAACGAGCGACCAUUUAUGCAUCAUGGAAAAUUACAAUGCCACGAAAUCACGGGCUGAUCUGUUGAACGAUGAUGAAUUUGAUCUGUGUUUUAAUUUAGAAGAUUGUGAUGAGCGCCUGUGUAGUAGUGGAGAAGAUUUAAGUUUGAAUGAUGACAUUUCUAACCGUCUUAGGCUAGAUCCAAGCAUUUGGGACAAUUCUAUGAGCAAACCCGGAGUGGAAGUACUGCCGUUACCUCAUAGUGCAAAUGAAUCGCCAAAUGUUGUCCAAAAUCAAAUGUCUAAUCAAUUUGGGAUUGGUUCUGGCUCGCAUGUCCCGAUGAUGCAAUCGGUAGAAGACAUCGAAAGAAAUAUCAUGCAGCAACACCAAGAUCUAAAGAGAAAAAAAGAUAUUCAAUGGGAAGCACAGAAAGCUAAUAAAAAACACAUUGAAAUUAAGAAACCCAUUUAUGUUCCAUCGAACAACCCUCAACCCGAAGAAUCUUCCCAACCAAUAAUGGCAACACGAAAUCAAAUGUUCCCUCCGCCACCCCUACUAAAUCAUCAAUCACGUAUUCCAGUGGGGUUCUUACCGUACAAUUUUUUGCCGGCUCAAUAUUUACCACCAAUGAAUAACUUUAGGAUGCACCCAGCUUUUUCUGUUGGUUUCAGCCAUCAGUUGGGUUUAGUCCCACACAUUCCUCAGCUAAAUCAAAUUCAAAACAUACCAAAUAAUCAGUUUAAUAAGAAGUUGGUGCAGGAAAUUCAACAAAAUCAUCCAAUGCUUUCUUUUUAUCGUCAGCAAAGUUGCAAUAAACACAGACAACGGAACAUUAGCACUAUUUCGAGGAACACAGGAUUUGACGAGUACGACAACAUGAUGUCCAAUCGCGAAAAACAAUGGCUUAUUGGGAUUCAACUAACUCAGCUGAAUGUGGAUACUCCAUAUAUCAACGAUUACUACUUCACCAUCUACAAGGAACGCUUAGCCGCCUCCAGAGGAUCAUCAUUGAAUGAGAGCAAAGCGUACAAGGAUAAUCAGUUGAAUCACCCGUUUAUGCAACCAAGAGGAAAUGCCCAACUUUUAUUGAUGUCCUCGUUGACAAGAAACAGUGGGCACGAGCGAAAGCAUUCCGAGACAAACAACAACGAGCCGAUUGAUCAGCAGCAACACCGAUCAUACACACCCAUUCAGUUUGAAAACUCUCUCGGAAAGCUACAAUGCGGCAGUGUCAAAGCCCCGAGAAAACUUAUCGAUAUGGACGUCGUUGGGAACGAAUCAACUGCGCAGUCCAACUGUGUGGGACUAGAGCUGUCCAUGCAACGCAAAUCUCGCCAUAUUCUGCUGCACAUCGAAACUCUUUACAAAUGUUUGCUGAAGAUGGAAGACAUGAAAAAUCCUUUAGCAAUGGAAGCUGCUCUGAUUGCCAAAGAAAAGCGGGAGAAAGAGCUUUCUCUUCAUCAGCGAAAUCCUGAUCAGAUAUUUGACCAACCUACUGAUGUAGAACAAGAGACAUUUGAGGAUUUAAUUACGGUCUUAAUGAACGGUCUCGCCCAGGAUAGAGUUAUAUCGAUGUUGGCUGUGCGUAAAGGCAAAACCCUACUGCGCCGUAUAUGUGUCAUGUUGAGCGAUCAUCCAUGUCGAUGGGAACUGUGGAAUACUAUUUUUUCGGCGAUUCCAUUCAUGUCGAAGAAGGACCGAGAUGAUCGAGAUGGAAUCAUUUUCGAUCUAUACACCGAAUUUGAGCGCCAUGUGCAGUACAGUAGAUUUUCGGAUUUGUUGAAUGUGGCUCAAAUGAUAGUAACGGAUAAGGUUAUCCGUUACCUGACCUGUUGCAAGUUUCUGCUUUCCUCGAUCAUUACCAUCAUAUUCCAGAUGGAAGUGUUUAUCUCCAAGAAGCCCUCCAACAUCACUUCGGAGGGUUUCGAUAAGUGGAUCCAGUGUUUGUGUCUCAUUGUGAAUACAGCAAGUAAGUUACUGCAGGAAGGCACAUCAAUACCAGACGAACGGCACACAAUAAAGAUCGAGCGUGACAAUAAUAUUGUACGUACUGUUUGCGCACACUUGGAACGUUUGCCACGACAUGUCAAUGGAAAUGAAUUCCUUGCCUUUAUCACGGACGAGAGUGUUUCGAGUGAUCAAGGAAACGAUGCGGUUGUCGGCGUGCAGGAUAAGUGAUCUCAGAGGUAUGUAAGUCAACAGGUAA